Molecule: messenger RNA, 3370 nt
Organism: Phoenix dactylifera (date palm)
Lineage: Eukaryota; Viridiplantae; Streptophyta; Magnoliopsida; Arecales; Arecaceae
Source: RefSeq, a predicted model, not a curated record
AAGCUUCCAACGCCGCGUGUUGAACGGUGGCUGCACCACGUAACGGGAACGGUCAGGGCCACGCAUCAGAAUUCGUGCUAGGUUUUGGAACUGCCCUGAAAGUGCCGCGUACGAAGUCGCGUAGCCUUAUCCGCCAAGAUCUGUGUAGAAAAAAAGAGUAGGAGAAAAAGCGAGAGCGUUAAACCCAUCAAAAACCAAACGGGUAGCCCGAGGUAGAACGAGCAGGGAGGAGUUUUAUCAUCAAAAAAAAAAAAUCUUUUUCUGGAGUUGUUUCCCGUAUGGCGGAGCAAGAGAGAUAUAGGAGAGCUGGAUGGCAUCGUGGGUGAAAUGAUUGUAUCAUGUUGCUAGAGCUAAGGGAAUGUUUGCGAGGCUAGAUAUCUUUUGUUGAAUCUGAAAUUGGAGCAAUUGUUUCGCUGUGCAAAAUAAUAUGAAGGCUCAAAUGGCUUUGCGCGCUAAUGAAUUUGGACAGAAUUUUGGUACAGAGAAAUUUUGUCAUAUGCUUUUGACUUUUCUUGAUUUUCUCUAACACUCUCCCUCAAGUUGGUGCAGGAAAAGAUGCCCAACUUGCUAGCAAGGCGACGAAAUUGAUCACGACCCGAAGUUAUAGUAAAGAUAUCGGCUAAUUAACUGGCAGAUGGUGCAUACUUUGUUUGAAGAACCCCUUCUUGAAUUUUUUCAUGGACCAAGUAGCAGUCUAUUUCAAUAUGUUUGGUUCUUCCGUGAAAAAUAGGAUUUGCAGCAAUAUCAAGUGGAUGGUUGAGGAUGAUCAACUUUCAAAUCAUUCAACAAGUAAUGUAACUAAGUCAGCUCACAUAUAGUAGUCGUCGUAGAACGGUAUUUAGCCUCAGCAGAGAAUUGUGAAACUACAUGUUGCUUCUUUGUUUUCCAUGAGAGUAGACUAUCACUCAAAAAGAUACUAUAGCUUGAGGUUAAACAGGUGCCUCGAAGGAUGGCAAAACUUCACUCCCUUCCCCACAUCUAGAUCACUCCCUCACCCCUUCCCACAUCCUCCCCAACAUCACCUAAUGCCUCAAUCUUCCUGUCCAUCACCUCAAACUUUGAUGCCACCAUUUGAUUUCCUUUAAUUAUGACUGGGGCUAGUGAUAGUGUCUCUCCCAUGGCUAAUGCCAUCACUGUCAGAACCAUGAGUGACUUCAUGAUAGAGUUAAGCUGGCAAGCUCUCUGCCCAUAAGGACUGAACCAUUCCACAAGGCCAAGGCAUGUGAAGCAGAGAGAAAGAACUGAGAGAGGCCAUAGAAACCUCCUGCACUUUGGUCAGACCGGAAAGAGCACCUGGAGGGUUCCUCAAGCUCAUUGGCAUAGAGAUCAAUAACCUUCUCUUAUGAGCAAAAGGCAUCAACCAUGCAGAUGUUACUUACAGCCUCAGCAGCAAGUGUGUUCGCUUUUAGGUACGCCUAACUCAAGUUGGCCCUAUAACCUUGCGUGACUAAUUUCUCACGGAUUUGGCCCACUGACCAUCAAUGGGUAUGUGGCUAAGACGACCAGAGUUUAACGCCAAUUCAGGAUGAAGGCGAUGAUGAAUGAGGUUACAAUCAUUCCAAUAUUCUGCAGGAGGAUCGUCAAGUUUCCAGGCGAGACGGCAAUCUUUACCACCCAAUCUUGUUUCUUAAGUUGGCUCCAAACAUCUUCUCUCUCACUCUAAGUGUCAAUCUUUCGCCCAUAAUACGAAAAUUGAGGUGUUUAAUGACAUGGAAUAUUACAGCGAGAACAGCCCCACCAUAGAGGAGGAAGCCAUUGGUGGGAGGAGGAGGAUCAGGUUAAGGCUUUCAUACCAUGUAAAAAUAAUAUGAAGGCUCAAAUGGCUCUUCGUGCUCUAAUGAAUCUGGACAGAUUUUUGGUACAGAUAUUUUGUCGUGCGCCUUUGACUUUUCUUGAUUUUCUCAAACACACUGAUACUAGUACAAUCUGUUCAGUCUUUGUGCUAAGUUUGGUUAAAUCUGUCAAUUGAUUUCUGCCCAGGUUCUCUGAACUUGGUGCCGAGUUCUUUUCCUACUUCUGCUGUUCAUGUACCUCAUGAUUUUUUUGUCCCCUGCUUAACAGCUUGCUCGUCCUUGAAUACUUUCUUGCAUUACUUCCAGGACGAAGAGGGUGCGCAAUCUGCAUGGCGGCACACACCCUGUAGCAGAGGCAGUGGCCAAGUGGAGGAAGCUAAAGUGGCAGCCGGACUGUUCCAAUGAUGGCGAGAAAUAUAUCCAGAGGGUGCCUGCAAAGGGUUCUAGGAAAGGCUGCAUGCGAGGGAAAGGAGGCCCAGAAAAUUCCCACUGUAAUUACCGUGGCGUGAGGCAGCGGACUUGGGGCAAGUGGGUUGCAGAGAUCCGGAAGCCCAACGGGGGCAGUCGCCUAUGGCUUGGAACCUUCAACACUGCAUUAGAGGCUGCUCUCGCCUAUGAUGAAGCGGCAAGGGCAAUGUAUGGCCCCCGUGCUCGCCUCAAUCUGCCUGAAUGCGGCACUGCGGCUAAGGACACAACCUUGGCAGCUUCAGAAUGCUACGAGUCUGCACCAACCACAUCGCAGCAUUCCGGUGUUUCUGGUGUCGAGGAAUCAGAAGUUAAAGCUCCAAAACUGGAAGCAGGAGCUGAAACAAGGAGUGCCAACCCUCCAGAGUCUGCUGUCGAAGCUGUUGCAUGCAUGGUGAAGGCCGAGGCUGAUGAGGAGCUCUUUAAUCACCUUGAUCGCUUACAGGAUCUACACCAGGACAUGUUUGGCAUUGGAGAGAUGAUGGGGAAUGCGGAUGCUGAUCCAUCUAAUAGCACCAGCACCCCCCAGAGUAGGAAGAGCCAGAAAGAUCAGCUUGGAGGGGUGGAUGUGAUUACCGACUGGCAUUUUGGAGAGACUCCUUCAGCUCUCUCAUUCCAGAUUCAGAGUCCGGAUGUGAAGAGGCUGGGAACCUGGUGUCAUGUGGAGCAAUGCCCGGCUGACAUGGACUAUGGCUAUGGUUUUGCCGGACCUAGGAGGCAAGAUUUGGAAAUCGGGGUUGCCGGCGACCAGGGCAUGCCUGAGUUGGAAUUUCCUGACUUGAGCUUGCUCCCAGAAUCGCCGAGGUUGUAGAGUUGAAAUCAGAACUGCCAUACUUUUCUCCGUUUUUGUGGCUCUUGCUGCAAAUAAUAUUUUCUUUGGAAUAAUAUUAUUUGCAGUUUUCUUUGGAAUAAUAUUAUUUGCAGUAACUGAUAGGGUUUAGCUGGUUCUCUCAAGGUUUUUGAGAAUGGGAACUUGGCCCAGAGCAAUGAGAUUGUUAAUUUCUAUUAGCAUUUCUCAGUUUUGGCAUACAGUCGGGUGUAAAUCCUAUGAGCAGAGAUUGCUUGUACAGUGUACUCUAAAUAAAGCAGCGGCAAGAUUUCUAUUAUUCCCA